Molecule: messenger RNA, 1378 nt
Organism: Spodoptera exigua (beet armyworm)
Lineage: Eukaryota; Metazoa; Arthropoda; Insecta; Lepidoptera; Noctuidae
Source: the annotation of a GenBank genome assembly
GGAACAUAAAAAGGCACUCAAUGCUAAUUAAGGUAACAGUAAGAAUACAUUAAAAAUGAAUACUGAGUUAUACAAAUAUCUAAAGUUAAAAUACAAUUAAAGGACGUAAACUUAGUUAUAACAUGUGGGCAAUACAGUUAUCCCAACUCAAAAACAAUUUCGCCAAAAUUUGGCCAAAAAGAUAAUGUUAUCGUUGGCCUGAAAUUAUGACGUACCACAACCGUUAACAAACUAUUGCCCUGCAUUGCCACAAAUUGGCAAGAAUAGUGGAGAUAAUCAUUACAUAAAUGCAAAUAUCUUUGAAUAAUUACAUACAUUCGCUGCUUAAUGAACGGAGGUAAAAGCAUAUCUACUCGGUACCUAUAUGGCCAUUUUUGUUUUCACGAGACGGCGCUUAUCAAAGCUGACAUCACUGACCGAGGUUAACAGUAACAAUAAUUAUUAUAAAGUACAAAUUCUUGGAUAAGCAAGUCAUGGUUAGCGAAAUAAAUUAUAUCAACUUAUCACACAUACACGUACCUACUCUGUUUGCCCUUACUAUCUCGGUUUAAGAAACUUUUGAUGUGAUAACAGGCUUCUAGCAUAUCUAACUUAUUCUAAAAUAAAGCUGAUUUGAUAAAACUUAACAAAAAUCUAACAAUUAGAAACACGUACGGACUUUGCCCUGAUAGGUAAAUAGAAAGUGAUUGAGAGAUUAGAACAUUCUUGUUUCGACUCUUGACCACAUUUCCACUUCAUCUCCAACCUUAAAAACUGGACGAUGAAAAUACCUUCUUGGGCGAAUUAAAUUUAAAUCUUAAUUAGUUUGACCGCACACUUGUCUGAAGCACUGGGUUGUUUCAUUCAGGAAUGUCACUGAGACGGAUUCCACCCGGUCGUCGGUACAUACGUUCCUGCAGGGGUAGUUCCCCGACCAGGAACCGUUCUAAUGCUUUGAUGGCCAUGCGUGAGUGUCCCGAGCUACGGAAGGCGGUGCUCGCAUCGUGACCCGCGUACUCAAACAUGAUGUCGGCUCCACCAGGGUGCUCAUCAAAGAAGUUGGUGAUGUCGUAUACUCGAUCGUAUAUGACCACCCAGCAAUCUUGCGGUGAGUCAUGUAGCCUGACUUCUGCCAGGGUGAUCGUGCGAUCUUUAGCCUCCGGUGCUCCCGGGACUAUCUGAUCUUGCCAUUUGCUUUGUUUGGUCUCUACCGACCAAGGGUUCACGAAGCGCAGAGCUGCCAUCGUCAGCGCCAUCAGAUCAAUUUCUGAUUGCUCCUGCUGCACUGGUAGAGAUGCUGAGAGGCUCAUCUCAGUAGGGGUCUGUACUGCUGCCAUCUUGAUUGAUUUCGAUAUUUUAACAAAAAAAUCUUCUUGACUCGUCUCGUCGACCAGACACG